CAUGACACGGAAUAGCAUGGCGCGGAAGACAAUCGCCAAUCCAGACCUGCCCAAGCCGCCGUCUGGCAAAUAUCCUGCGAAGUUUCAUGCUCGAAAUGUGGCUAAAUGGAUCGCCGACAAUGGAGGUCCUUCCAGCGGGGUCCUUUAUCUCGAAGGCCAGAGUACCAAAAUGACAGAGGACAAUGACCAGGAAUCACAUUUCCGACAACGGCGGCAUUUCUACUAUUUGACGGGCUGCGACCUCCCGGAUUGCUUCUACGCAUACGAUAUUGCCUCAGACAAGUCUACUCUAUGGAUUCCUCCAAUCGACCCGGAAUAUGUCAUGUGGGCAGGCAUGCCACUAUUACCCAAGGAGGCUCUGGAACGUUACGACAUCGACGAAGUCCUGACCACAGACGAGCUGAAGUCCGGAAAGUCGCUUGUUAACAUGCUUCAAAAGCAGCAGACCAUCGUCCACGUAAUCGAAGACCGCGCGGAUCUCGCUGUAUUCAAAGCCGACAGCGUGGUAGCUUUCAAGCCCGACAUCAACUACGAGUGGCUCCGCAAAGCGAUCGAAAUCUGCCGAGUCGUCAAGGACGACUUCGAAAUCGCUCUCAUCCGGCACGCCAACAUCGUCUCCUCCUACGCUCAUGAACAAGUCCUCGCAGCCGCGACCCGAGCUUCGAACGAACGGGAACUCAAUGCUGUUUUCGUCAUGCACUGCCACGCCAACGGAUGCAAAGAGCAAGCCUACGGCUGCAUUUGCGCUGCCGGCACAGCAGGCAGCACGCUGCACUACGUCCACAACGACAUGCCUCUCGAAGGCAAAGACAACAUCCUCCUCGAUGCCGGUGGCGAGUACAACUGCUACUGCGCUGACAUCACACGUACUUUUCCCAUCACAAAGAACGGACGGUUCACGAAAGAGAGCAAGGAAAUCUACGACCUGGUACUCCUCAUGCAAAGCGAAUGUUUCAAAAUGAUCCGCGCGGGAAUGGUAUGGGAAGACUUGCACAUGAAGGCCCACAACGUAGCGGCACACGGGCUACGCGAGUUGGGUAUUCUCAAGAAAGAUCUCAGCGUGGAGCAGAUCAUCAAGUCGGAGAUCACGACCCGUUUCUUCCCGCACGGGCUUGGGCAUUACCUGGGAAUGGACACGCACGACACGGGGGGAAAUGCGAACUACGAGGACCCGAAUCUUUACUUCCGAUAUCUUCGCAUUCGAGGGAAGGUGCCGGCUGGUGCGGUCGUGACGAAUGAGCCGGGGAUCUACUUCAGAAAGUAUCCGUUGCAAGCGGAGCUCGAUGCGGGGCAGUGGGAUGGUGUGGUUGACCAGGAGGUGCUGAGUAGGUAUUGGCGAGUGGGAGGCGUGAGGAUCGAGGACGAUGUGGUCGUGAAGGAGGAUGGCUAUGAGAAUUUGACUACCGUCAGCAGCGAUUGGCAGACUGUUGAGUCGAUGGUA
Zymoseptoria tritici IPO323 is the source of this 1441-nucleotide messenger RNA. Its product is annotated as peptidase M24. Gene Ontology annotation, molecular function: metalloaminopeptidase activity; manganese ion binding. The record is from RefSeq and is a predicted model, not a curated record. The annotation marks the transcript as partial. NCBI's taxonomy places the organism in Eukaryota, Fungi, Ascomycota, Dothideomycetes, Mycosphaerellales, Mycosphaerellaceae. The transcript is spliced from 2 exons.